CCCCAUACAGAGAGCCCGUAGCAGCUUUUCUGUGUGAGAGAGACACACUCAGCCGACUGAGGAACAAUUCUACCAGUCUACUGCAACCUUCCCCUCUUCAACUUCUACAGAGGCCUGUGAGGUGACAUUUCAGCGCUAGUACCAUGUCUAACCCGGAGCCCGCAGCCCAGCCACCGCCCCAGGUGUCCCACCGCGGCCGCAGCGCCGCCCCCAUCGCCAGCUCCAAUGCAGAGGGGGAGGAGGUGCCUGAGUUCGAUUCCUUCGGCAUAAUUGGACCCCGAGGACCUCCUCCACUCAGGGAGUUCUUGGACAUCUGGGACGUGAACAUGCUGCGGAGGCCAGAUGAGGUCAAUACGCCACAGCACAGCACACACCUGUAUGCCAGUGACCACCUCAUCGUCCGUAGGGGCCAGGAGUUCCAGCUCAAGGUGACCUUUGACCGUCCUUACAAACCCUCCGAUGAUCAGUUUGCUGUGGAGUUCGUCAUUGGGGGCAGUCCCCAGUACAGUAAGGGCACCUACAUCCCCGUGUCUGUGGCCAAGGACCGCCAGAGCCCGUGGGCUGGCCGGGUGGUGGACAGCACCGACAACGUAGUCACAGUGGGCAUCACCCCCGCGCCAGACUGCAUUGUGGGAAAGUGGCGCACGUACGUGGCGGUGGUGACGCCCUACGGAAUCCGCAGGACCAGGAGGGACGAGAGUCGAGACCUCUACGUUCUCUUCAACGCCUGGGCAACAGGUGAUUCUGUGUUCCUGGAUGAUGCCGAUGAGAGGGAGGAGUGUGUUCUCAACGAGGUGGGGGUCAUCUACCACGGGGCAUAUGACGACAUGUCUGAGCGGCCCUGGAACUUUGGUCAGUUUGACUAUGGGGUGCUGGAUGCCUGUCUGUUCAUCAUGGAUAAAGCUGCCAUGCCCAUCACCAACCGGGGCGACGCCAUCAAAGUAGCCCGGAAGGCCUCCGCCAUGCUGAACUCUCAUGACGACGAUGGGGUGCUGGUGGGGAACUGGAGUGGUGAUUACACCUACGGAGUGGCACCCACCUCCUGGACAGGAAGCACUGAGAUCCUCCUCAACUACUCCAGCAGCAAGACACCUGUCUGCUACGCCCAGUGCUGGGUCUAUGCUGCCGUCUUCAACACCUUCCUGCGCUGUCUGGGCAUCCCCGCCAGGGUUGUCACCAACUUCUUCUCUGCCCACGACAACGACGGCAACCUGAAGACUGAUGUUAUCCUAGAUGAGAAUGGCAGAAUUGACAAGCACCGCACCAAGGACUCCAUCUGGAACUACCAUUGCUGGAACGAGUGCUACAUGAGCAGGCCGGACCUUCCUCAAGGGUUUGGGGGCUGGCAGGCUGUGGAUGCUACACCCCAGGAGACCAGCGAUGGGAUGUACAGGUGUGGUCCUGCAUCUGUCCAGGCCAUCAAACACGGACAGAUCUGCUUCCCGUUCGACGCACCAUUCCUGUUUGCUGAGGUGAACAGUGAUGUGGUGUUCUACUCACGGAACCCCAGAGACGGAACUCUGGAUCCGGUCAAGGUCAACAGCAGCCAUGUUGGCAGGAUGGUGGUGACCAAAGUGCCCGGCCAGGAUGCUCGCCGUGACAUCACUGAUCAGUACAAGUUCCCUGAGGGUAGUCCCGAGGAGCGCACGGUGCUGGAGAAGGCAGAGGAGUACGGCUGUCAUCGUGAGAAGGCCACCCCUCCGGAGGCUGACGUGGAGCUAGACAUGCCCCUGAUGGAGGUGAGGGUGGGGGAUGACUUUGAGCUGAAGCUGGAGUUCAACAACACGAGUGACCAGGCACGUACCGUGGACGUGUACGUCAGUGGCAAUGUGGUGUAUUACACUGGAGUCACCAGCUCUGAGUUCCUCUUCAAAACACCUAGAGUGAUUCUGGAUCCCAAGAAAGCUGAGAAGCAGGUGAUGGAGGUGCGUUCCCAGGACUACAUGAGAAAGCUGGUGGAGCAGGCCAACCUCCACUUCAUCGCCACCGGGAAGGUCAAGGAGACCGGCCAGAUCAUCACCAGCAUGAGGGUCGUCACCCUACACACCCCCAAACUCUCUGUAGAGGUGUCUGGUCUGGCCAAGGUGAGUGAGGAGAUGAUGGUGACCGUGGAGUUCACAAACCCAUUCAAGUUUAAUCUGGAGGAUGUGUAUGUUCGUGUGGAGGGGCCAGGAGUCAUGCCACCCAAGUAUAAACAUUACAGUCUGAUCACGGCAGGCUCGUCCCUGACGUGGACCGAGGGUGUCACCCCCCGUAGGGCGGGGCCAACUAAGCUGAUGGCCAGUCUGGACUGUGCUGCCCUCAGACAGGUGUACGGACAGGCCCAGCUCACCGUCAAGCCCUGAGCAACACAGGAGACAACACAUCUACAGCCCUGUUACAGCCUUGUUACAGCCCAACUAGCAACAGUUUAGAGAUUAGGGGCUCUAUUCAAUCCGCAUCUCGGAAAUUCAGCUUUACUGCGUGAUUAAAAUUUAAAGGCAAUGUUACCCUUUUAGUGGAGUCUGCAAUCACGUUAAACGCUGCAUGUCGGCUCAAUCGGAAAUGACCUUAUCGCGGAAUCUAUAUCGCUUCAGCAAUACAGAUUGAAUAGAGCUCUAGGGUUGAAUUGUUGCUUUUGUUAACUUUAGUACACUGAUCAUGUAGCUUCACAAAAUAUAUAUAUUUUCUAACUCUGCAACAUUUACUGUAAUUCAAUGCAGUUGUUUUGUUUUCACAUGACUUCUAUAGCCUUCAAGUAAAAGACAACUACAUCAUACAUGUAGCUACUAUAACCCAUUUACCAACAGUUUAGAGAUGGGGUUGCUUUGUUGUUAAAUAUGAGUGAAUGCAUCUAUGGUCAUGUUGUUUCACAAAAUAGAACUACAGUAUGUAAUGCAAUGACGUUAAGGACAAGUUAAGUGUCAUUGUUUUGUUUUUACUUUUGACUUCUAGCACAACAUGUUUUAUAUCACGCAAAUAAAAUAAUACACGAUGG
Molecule: messenger RNA, 2977 nt
Organism: Oncorhynchus mykiss (rainbow trout)
Lineage: Eukaryota; Metazoa; Chordata; Actinopteri; Salmoniformes; Salmonidae
Product: coagulation factor XIII A chain
Biological process (GO): peptide cross-linking; blood coagulation, fibrin clot formation
Molecular function (GO): protein-glutamine gamma-glutamyltransferase activity
Source: RefSeq, a predicted model, not a curated record